Messenger RNA from Anopheles marshallii, 858 nucleotides. Its product is annotated as retinaldehyde-binding protein 1-like. Gene Ontology annotation, molecular function: phosphatidylinositol bisphosphate binding. Bases 1 to 858 code for a protein of 285 amino acids. Gene Ontology annotation, cellular component: membrane. The record is from RefSeq and is a predicted model, not a curated record. Lineage: Eukaryota; Metazoa; Arthropoda; Insecta; Diptera; Culicidae. The transcript has 3 exons.
AUGGGAAAGUUUGAGCUGGAAACAGCGCCCCCGAGCGCGGAGUUGUUGGAGAUCGCCAAGCAGGAGCUCCGCGAGACACCGGAAGUCCGGGCAGCUGCCGUCGAGGAGCUGCGCAAGCUGCUGGAAGCGGCAACGGAUCUCAACUACCCGAACGAUGAGGAGUUCCUGAUCAUUUUCCUUCGCCCAACCAAGUUCUACCCCGAAAGUGCACUGAAGUUGAUGCGCAACAUUGCGGAGUUUAACAAAAACUACAAGGAAACGCUGUUCAACUUGAUGCCGAGCGAUGUGCAGAAUGUGUUUAUCGAGCAUAACAUUAUCAACAUUUUGACGAACCGGGAUCAGAACGGGCGGCGCCUGAUGUUCGUGAAUAUGGGUGAGGUCUGGGACCCGAAGGCAGUGUCGGAGGAGCAGGUCUUCCGGGUGCUGUACACGAUUCACAAGCUGGCCAUGCUGGAACCGGCCACCCAGAUCAACGGUGUGGUGGUGAUCUACGACUUCAAGGGGAUGGGCAUGAAGCAGGUCAAGGCGAUGUCACCCAGUGGCGCUAAGCGUCUGCUGACGUUCAUCCAGGAGGCGAGCCCACUGCGUGUGAAGGGCAUCCAUUUCAUCAACCAGCCCAUGGUCUUCAGUAUUGUGUGGAAACUGUUCAAGCCAUUCGUGAAGGAGAAGCUGAACAAGCGUAUGUUCUUCCACGGUGAUAAACUGUCGCAGUUGCACGAGCAUGUACACAAGGAGUACCUACCGUCGAACUACGGCGGCAGUCUUCCGGCGCUGGAUUAUGGUGGCAAGGAUUGGUACCCGGUGGCGGAACAGCAUCUCGAGUUCAUCAAGAAAUGGAACUCGUGCGGAUUUAAGUAA